UGUGGGAAGGGAUUAGUGGAAUGGUAAAAAAGACCGCGCAAGGGGGGGACACGGGGGUAGCAACUUUGCGAAGUGUGAACGGUGGACUAGUCAGCAGUGGGAAGCGAAAAAGGGAAGUUCUAGCAGGACACUACAAGAGACUUGGAGUGCCCUCGGAGAAUGAAGCUUUUGACCAAGCGUUUAAGAAUGAGGUGGACAUAUGGGCCCAGAAAGAAGAUAAGACAUCGAAGGCAGACGUUGGGAACGUAGAACUAGAAAAGGAGUUCACUGAGAACGAGGUUGAGGCGUGUGUGAACAAGCUGAAGCACCACAAAGCAGCAGGAGCGGAUGGGAUAGUCAACGAGGUUAUGAAGGGGAAGGGGAUAAUCCAGCUGAUGGAGUUGGAGGGGAAGAGCGGUGUAAACUUGUUUAACAAAGGAGACAAGACUGAGCCAGGAAACUACAGGGGGAUCACACUGUCGAACACAGCAGGAAAAGUGUUCUGUAAGCUGCUGAACGAUAGGAUAGUGGGAGUAUUGGAGAAGGAACAUAGCAUUAGUGAGGGCCAGGCAGGUUUCCGCAAGAAGAGGGGGUGCGUAGACCACGUGUUCACGGUAGGGAGAAUCAUCCAAGGUAGAAAGAGGGCGGGAAAGCCGACGUACUGCUUCUUCCUGGACGUGAAAAAGGCAUACGACACCGUAUGGACAAACGGGCUGUGGAAACAACUGUCCAAGUACGGAAUCAAGGGGGAAAUGUGGAGAGUGCUGAAGAAGAUGACAGAGUGUACGAGAAGCGCAGUCAUGUUGGACGGAGAACUGUCAAAAUUCUUCGACAUUGAGCAGGGGGUCCCACAAGGUUGCACGCUGUCCCCAACAUUGUUCCAGGUGUUCAUCAACGAUCUGUUGGAAGUCGUAGAGGCAGUCCGGAAGGGAGUAAAAGUAGGGGACACGGCAACGUCGUGUUCAAGAAUGCUGUUUGCGGAUAAUUUUGUCGGUAUGUCGGACACCCCUGAGGGACUGCAACUGCAAAUUGACGCGGCGAAGAAGUUUACUGAUAAGUGGAGAUUGUCUGCCAACGUUAAGAAGAGUGCCGUCAUGGUAUGCAACGAUAACAAGGAGGAACCAGUAGAACAUAGAUGGAAGUGGGGGAUCGAGGAGAUUGCAGUAGUGGACCAGUACACAUACCUCGGAGUAGAGAUCGCAAAAGACUGCUCGUGGAAUGCACACAUGUCCAAGGUAGCGGAAAAGGGCAAAUCACGAGCAGGGAAGCUGCAUCCAAUACUCGCAAACCGGCACCUCGAUACACGCAUCAAAUUGACGGUUUUGAAGAGCGUAAUCGUACCACCACUAGAGUAUGCCGGAGAAAGCGUAAUCGUACCGCCGCUAGAGUACGCCGGAGAAGUAUGGGAAGGAAAUAAGAAGGUAGUGAAAGAACUCGAGGCGGCGCAGAUGAAAGCAGCGAAAAUCAUCCUAGGAUGCUCCAAGCGCACAAGUCAUGCAGCCGUCAGGGCAAAAUUGGGGAUCCAAUCCCUACGGUCGAGAAGAGACGCAAGGAAGCUGACAUGGUAGUAUCGCGUGUGCGGGAUGGGAGAGGAGAGGUUGCCGAGGAUUGUAUGGGAGGCGAAGUGGGCAA
Messenger RNA from Ectocarpus sp. CCAP 1310/34, 1611 nucleotides. NCBI's taxonomy places the organism in Eukaryota, Phaeophyceae, Ectocarpales, Ectocarpaceae. The record is from the annotation of a GenBank genome assembly.